Messenger RNA from Leucoraja erinaceus (little skate), 3019 nucleotides. RefSeq lists its product as uncharacterized. The coding region runs from base 1882 to 2592 and encodes 236 amino acids. The transcript is spliced from 3 exons. Lineage: Eukaryota; Metazoa; Chordata; Chondrichthyes; Rajiformes; Rajidae. Gene Ontology annotation, molecular function: catalytic activity. The record is from RefSeq and is a predicted model, not a curated record.
GAGCAGGAGAGAUUAAGACAGUGUAUAAUCCAUAGCACCUUGGUGUCCAAUUUCAUAAUGUAUACUAAGUAACAGGGCUGACACACCUUGGUUGGGAACCUGGGGCUCACCAAAAUUGUUCUCAAUUGAGCCCCGCACCUCCUAAGGCCGGCCCUGCCCGGCCACUCUCAGGACCCACCGGCGGCCCGGCCUGGCUGACCACUCUCACCAUCCAUCAGUGGCCCGGCCACUCUCGCGACUCACCGGCGGCCCGACAGCCUGACCAAUCCUCCACAGCAUCCUUCGGCCUACCGAUAAGCCCGACCGAUCAACCCACUGACCCUAACCCUAAUCCUAACCCUAGCUCUACAUUUGUUAUUUAUCAUUUUUAUGUAACAGUUCACAUCAUAACUUUAUAAAGAUAAAUCAAUUGAAAGACAAAAUGAUCAGCAAUGUUAGCAUUACCUUUAUUCCUUGGAAACCUUUUUAUUGUUUUGAUGUAAUUAGGAAGCAGCCAUGAUCCCAGGGUCCUCGCUACCUAGCGACCAUAAAACAAAGCGCGGGAGUGGUCAAUUUGCAUCCAACCUCAUUGUCAAACGUGCAUUAAUUGUACAAUUACUACUCGGAAAAUUUAUAGUUUUUCUCAUAUUUAAUAAAAAUGCAAAUUUUGGUCGUGACGAUAUUUUUACACAAUAUGUUAAAAAUUCAGGUAGUUCCGUGAGUUGGGUCAUGAACUUGAACGAAAAAGCUCCUCGGCCCACAGCCUAAUUGAAAAGGACACACUGGAAUUCUUCAACCUGUCUGAACUGACACAAGUUCCAAGUGGCAAUUUCCUCAUUGAGAUGGCAAGCUGAACUUUGCUGCUGGACUCCAAGUGGAGGCCUUUGUUGUCCAUUCAAGCGCCCUCUAGCAAAAUCACAUUAAACAAAACUAAAGCUGUCUCUGCUUCUGCCAAGAACAAGCCUUGACCCCGUUUUCAAAAGAGACCAUGUAUAAGAGAGCUCUCAGCACCCAGUCUUUCUUCUAUCACCUUUGGAAACUUUUAUUGCUGUUUAUCAACAUGAAGACCAAAGUUGUGCUAAUGAAAGUCAAAGAAGCCAUUAUGUGACUGAGAAGCAAGAAUAAAACUGUUAGGGACAUCAGCCAAACCUUAGGCUUACCUAAAUCAAAUGUUUGGAACAUCAUUAAGAAGAAAGAAAGCAUUGGUGUAGCGUUGUUACAAAACCUACCAUCAGCGGCGCUGCAGAUCUGCCACUGCCUGUGCCUGCGAUUCCGGAGGCUUUGUAGGAGGGGGGCUGAUGAAGAAAAUCCAUUCUGCGAGCCCGACCCCGCUUUAAAAUAAAAGUCGCUGGUCGAUUGCGUCGCUAGAUUGAACUUAAACGCAACUAAAAACGCCUUCAACAUCAUGGAUCGCAAGUGCAGGACAAAACAAAAGGUAUGUCGUUUAUUUAACAUAUUAUCGUGCUUUUUGGUGUGGCUUCAUUUUAAUCUGCUGAUGCGAAAAAUGUUAUUUGGGCCCCGAUACAAAUUGGCCAUGUCUUGCUCAUGGCUUAAAUCAUGGCAGCGGCAACAUUCCAAUCGAUCACAUUCCAGAAACAUGGUGUGUGUGCGGGUGUAUGUCGUUUUGCCUUUAAAACGUAUCUCCUCGAAAACCAGACGCAAAAAUGCAGAGAUUUUUACAAUUUCGGUAGGGUUUUAACAUGAUUUCAUAAAUGCAUCUCUCUAGAUUUGGUCAAUUAUUUCCCCAGAUUUUGAAUAAAAUUGCUCACAAAAUAUCAAAAAAAAAUUAAAUCAAAUUGCCGCAUGAGGCACAGUGCCACCUCAUAGAUGUCCAAUCACAAUGGAUCUCAUUUACAUAUAUGACAUCACAAUGGGACAGGGGUGUGAGAUUGGAACCUUCACAUGGUCCAACUAAAAUCAAACUGCUGCAUGAGUCACAGUGCCAUCUCACAGAUGUCCAAUCACAAUGGAUCUUAUUUACGAGGAUGUUACCUCGUGGUGGAUGUUAUGUACCGUGGUUCUCCGCUCCGGCUGAUUAAUGUGUAUGCCUCACCCGUGUGGAGCGAGCGGCUGGCCGUUCUCCAGCAGCUCCCAGUGCUGUUGGCCACGUCCCGGCAGCUCGUUCUGGCCGGUGACUUCAACUGCAUCAUUGAUGCGGCUGGACGAUCCGGCAGUGCUGACAACAGACUGGACAUCACGUCCAAGUUCCUGAUGGAAAUGGUAAAAGACGCAAAGCUGCACGAUGCCUUCAGCGACCCUGCAGGUGGGUCCCAGCCGCGGUUCACCUGGUCGAGAUCGGACAGUUCAGCCCGGUCCCAGAUAGACUUCGUCUUCACGACGAAGGCUGUCACGGUGAGACACACCGACCUCACGCCGGUGUUCUUCUCUGACCACUGCCUCCUUCAGGCUUCCUGUCACCUACAGGAGGACCAGAAGGCAGGCAGAGGGACGUGGAAGUUAAAAGUGAAGCUGUUGACCCCAGAGAACGUUGAGGAGCUAAAGAGGGACUACGCUCGUUGGAGAACGGUGAGGCCCCUCUUUGACUCCCUGACACUCUGGUGGGAAGCACCCAAGGAAAACAUUAAGAGGUUCUUCAUAGUUAAAGGGGUUUAGAGAGCAAGACAGAGUCAGAGGGAAUUGUGCCAACUCCAGACAGAUUUGCAACAACUGCUCCUUCUGCAGUCGAGGGGGGUGGAUGUGAGGGAGGAACUUAAGAGAGGUGAAGGACCGGCAAGCUCGGCUCUUUACCUCUGAAUCCUCCGAGAUCAUCUUCCGAUCCAGGGUCCGCCAUGUGGAGCAGGAUGAGACGUGCUCACGUUUCUUCUUCCAUAAGGUUCACAGGGGGAGCUCUGUGAUCAACAGCCUUAGGGAGGAGGACGGCUCGGUAGCAUCCUCGCAGACAGACAUGCUGAGGGUCUGCAAAUCCUUUUACACGGAAUUGUAUGACAGAAAGGCCACAGACAGCACCGCCUCCCAGAACUUCCUGUCCUCUAUCACGGAGGUCUUGGAGGACAGCAAGCGGGAGAGUCUGGACCAACCA